AUACUCGACUUUUAUAGAUCACGUAAAAUGUUAUCCAGGAACUUUCUGAAGUAAUAUUAGGCUACAUGAGACGUUUAUUUGUUUCAACUUAAUUCCGUUUUGAUAUUGAAGUAGAUGUUUGAUUGCUCUGGUCUAGGGACGCAUCAUUUGCAGCCUUGGGAAUCGAAUUUUCUCUCCGCAACUCCCUAGUCAUGAUCUCUACACUACAACAAAGUAGUCUAACUGUACUGUAGACUACAACAUUUCAUUCCAUACAAAGAAACAAUAUCUUCCACAAUGGAUCGGGGAACAGCUGUAAUCAUUGCUCUCUGUGGGAGGGGCUUAUCAUCUGUGGAGCCUCAACAACAUCAUGAUGCUGACAAGAAAGAGAAGAGUCUCUCCAGCUCAGAACACUUCAAGAAACACCGGCAGAGACGAAUAGGGAAGAAACCUCACCACUGCUGCUUUGACUGUGGGAAGAGUUUUGCUAAGCAGUUGGAAUUGAUUAUUCAUGAGCCGAUUCACAAUAGAGAGAAACCGUAUCACUGCUCUCAGUGUGGGAAGAGUUUAGCUGCAUCUAAAAUCUUAAAAUCUCAUCAGAGAAUUCAUACAGGGGAAAGGACUUACACCUGCUUUGAUUGUGGGAAAUACUUCAGUCAUUCAGGAGACCUGACUGCACACCAACGCAUACACACAGGAGAGAAGCCUUUUAGCUGUGAUCAGUGUGGGAAGAGCUUCAAUCAUUCAGGAAACCUGACUCAACACCAACGCAUACACACAGGAGAGAAGCCUUAUAGCUGUGAUCAGUGUGGGAAGAGUUUCAAUCAAUCAGGAGCCCUGACUUCACACCAACGCAUACACACAGGAGAGAAGCCUUAUAGCUGUGAUCAGUGUGGGAAGAGCUUCAAUCGUUCAGGAUCCCUGUCUACACACCAAGGCAUACACACAGGAGUGAAGCCUUAUAGCUGUGAUCAGUGUGGGAAGAGCUUCAAUCAUUCAGGAACCCUGACUAAACACCAACGCAUACACACAGGAGAGAAGCCUUAUAGCUGUGAUCAGUGUGGUAAGAGCUUCAAUCAAUCAGGAGCCCUGACUACACACCAACGUAUACACACAGGAGAGAAACCUUAUAGCUGUGAUCAGUGUGGGAAGAGCUUCAAUCACUCAGGAGCCCUGACUACACACCAACGCAUACACACAGGAGAGAAGCCUUAUAGCUGUGAUCAGUGUCGGAAGAGCUUCAAUAAUUCAGGAGACCUGACUAGACACAGACGCAUACACACAGGAAUGAGGCCUUAUAGAUGUGAUCAGUGUGGGAAGAGCUUCAAUCACUCAGGAGCCCUGACUACACACCAACGCAUACACACAGGAGAGAAGCCUUAUAGCUGUGAUCAGUGUGGGAAGAGCUUCAAUCGUUCAGGAAACCUGACUAUACACCAACGCAUACACACAGGAGAGAAGCCUUAUAGCUGUGAUCAGUGUGGGAAGAGCUUCAAUCAAUCAGGUGCCCUGACUACACACCAACGCAUACACACAGGAGAGAAGCCUUAUAGCUGUGAUCAGUGUGGGAAGAGCUUCAAUCGUUCAGGAAACCUGACUAUACACCAACGCAUACACACAGGAGAGAAGCCUUAUAGCUGUGAUCAAUGUGGGAAGAGCUUCAAUCUUUCAGGAUACCUGACUACACACCAACGCAUACACACUGGAGAGAAACCUUAUAGCUGUGAUCAGUGUGGGAAGAGCUUCAAUAAUUCAGGAGACCUGACUACACACCAACGCAUACACACUGGAGAGAAACCUUACUCCUGUUUAUGUGGAAAGAGCUUUGCUCAUUCAGGGUCACUGAAAAAACACAAGGAAAGACAUGCAUGUUUUCUUUCAUCUCCCUCAUCUCAGCCACCGGUUCCAGAUUCCUAAAAAAAGUUUAAAUGGAAAACAACCUGUUAUCCAUCUCCCAUUCUCUAACAGUUUACUAAGUCUGAUUACCAUGGUAACCUGUGUAGCAUAAUAUGCAGCUCUGGAUCCAUAUGUGUCAAGCGUCUUGGAGUAGGAGUGCUGUGUGUGUGGUGGGGUGGGGGUGUUCAGAGCUGUAUCUUAUUUCAUUAACUCCUAUUUUUCAUUAAAUAAUGGACAAUAAUGUUUCUCCAAUAAUAGGUGUAUAUUCAUGUGUGAGGGAAAUGUUGUCUGAAGGGAGAGCCUUGAAUUGUACAUCUUGUCUCAUACAGUCAUUAGUUCCUGUAGGUGCUGGGUAGAGAUGUGAGGGGGAGACGGUCAUGACCCCCUCAGACAUUUUGACAGAACGUCCAGAAUAUGUUCUAUAAGUUACAUGCAGGAACCAAACGUUAAUGAUGAAUAAUGUAAAUCAAUAUAACUUGUCUGUGUAAGCAGUGUAUAAGAGAACUAACUGCCCGAAAGAGCUGCUGACGGACGUGUACUAUGGUGCAUUAAGUUUGUUGGAACCUCUCCAGCUUGCUGAUAUUAAAGAAUGAUUCAUUUUUGUUUGACUUUGAUUCUCUGCUGGUAAUUUCCAUGACGUUUUCAAUACAUCAAUAAAUGAAAUCCAUUAUCUUA
Molecule: messenger RNA, 2550 nt
Organism: Salmo salar (Atlantic salmon)
Lineage: Eukaryota; Metazoa; Chordata; Actinopteri; Salmoniformes; Salmonidae
Biological process (GO): regulation of DNA-templated transcription
Molecular function (GO): RNA polymerase II cis-regulatory region sequence-specific DNA binding; DNA-binding transcription factor activity, RNA polymerase II-specific
Source: RefSeq, a predicted model, not a curated record